Molecule: messenger RNA, 9483 nt
Organism: Eimeria tenella
Lineage: Eukaryota; Apicomplexa; Conoidasida; Eucoccidiorida; Eimeriidae
Product: Formin 2B, related
Exons: 11
Coding region: 1-9483 (3160 amino acids)
Source: RefSeq, a predicted model, not a curated record
AUGGGAGGUUCAGAUGAAGCGGUCGGACCCAAAUGUGCGCCGGAGCCGCCAAGAGGGCAGCAGCAGCGACAACAGCAGGCCUUACGGCACACCAACAGCUCCUCCAGUCCAUUCGGUGAGAGCUACAGCUAUCCUGUCCCACUACUGAGCCCGCGUACACAGCUGCCUCAGCUGCAGGAAGUUCAUAGUAAUCGGGAGCGGGUCCAGCAGCAGCACCAUCAGGAACAGCUAUACGGCACUGUGGAAAUUUCUAAGGCGCUGGCAGGGGACGUGCAGCAGCAGCUGCUGUUGCAGAGCAGGCUCCCGCGUCAAGGGAGUUUCACUCCCGCUAAUGUGACGUCCAUCAGCUGCGCACUGGAGGAAAAGCAAUCGGCCCUUUGGCUUUCUGCUGCAGCCCCUUCUGCAGCGCCAUCGGGUACCCCCAAGCAUGCAGGUACGGCAGUGAGAGACGCAGUGGCACCAGCAAAACCAGCAUCAGGGCAGACAGCAAAAGAAUCGUCAGUGCUAGCAUACUAUGAGAAUACUGUUCCGGAUAGAUGCCGCCUGGCUGCAGAUCGCUUCUUGGUGGCGGGUGCAGCAGCAACAGCAGAUGAAUUGCGCAGCUCAGACAGCCCUGCCUCUACUCCAAAGACGCCUUCAGGGCAGCUGCAGCAUGCCACAGAAACGGGUACUGCUGCGGAGGCAACAGCGGCAACAACUGCAACGGACACAGAGGGACCUUCGAUGGCAACUGUUUCCACACAAGUCCGCGAACAACCUGUAACUGGAGCAUCACAAGGGCAGCGAGAGCCGCCACUUCCCGUUACUGACGCUUCUGCCGCAGAGUGGAAGACUCCCGUCCGCAUGUUCAUGCAAACACUGCAAAAACAGGCGACGUAUCCGCAGCAUCUACAGCAGCUGUCCCAGUUGCAGCAGCCUCUGUGCCGUCCCUCCUUGCCAGUUCCAGCAGCCCCACCCCCACAAAUAUGCCUCAUUGGGCCCCGGCUACUAGCUAUGAGAAGCCCCUGGGGCCUCUCUACAUCUGCAGUGUUGCAGCGCAACGGCAUUAAUGAGUUGCUGUUGUAUCUGUCCGUGCUGCAGUCGCUGCUUUUGCCUGCCAGGUGGGGAGGGCUUAUGCCUUUGGGCGCUGCAGAUUGCCUUGCUGGCGCUGCUGCUCUCCCAGCAGCUGCGGCAGCAGCUGCUGCCGUAGAGGGUCUGGCACGGGCUGCUGCAGCAGCAGAAGCUUCUUUUUCAUCGUUGCCCUCACAGUUGCCGCAGCAGCUUCUGCUUUCGCUCCCACGCCGUUUUUUGCAGCAAGUGCCAACGGCAACAGACGGCUCGUCGGGGCUUACGCAGCUCAAUGGGUUGUAUAGGCACCUUCGCACCACCAUACAAAAGCAGCAGCAACAAGGUCCCAUCUGGGGGGAAGAGUGCUCGCUCGUGGCACAGGCAGCAGCAGCAGCAACAGCUGCUGCUGAGAGUGCUGCAGAGUUGGGGCUUGAGGGAGAAGAUGCUGCAGCGUGGCCUGCGGUCGCCGCAGCCAUUGCUGCCGUUGAGGCAACGGCAGCAGCCGCUGCUGCUGCUGCGUCGGCUGCUGCUGCUCCUGCUCUGCUUGUGAGUGCCGCUACUGCAGCGAAGGAGCAUGGGAGCCCAGCCACAGGAGGUGAGGCUGCAGCAGGGGUACCGGGAGCAGCAGUCACAGCUGGAGGAGCUGUCACAGUGGUUGCCGGCGAGGGUAACAGCUUUGACUCGAAGCGCCGUGAGUCGCUGAGGCAGCUUGGCCGCCUCUUGACUAGUCCGCCCGUUAUUGUAAUCUUCGAUAUAUACUCAAGAGGUGGUAACCGUCGCACAUACAGCAGCAUCAGCACUGCCAGUAGAAGUGCUGGCAGCAGCAAGCUACAAAGCUCAUGCCCCACCGGUGACCUACCGCGCACGAGGCAAAGUAGCCCCAUAGCUAGCAGUAACAGAAGCAGCGUCAGCAGCAGCUUGACGGCGGAGUUUGGGGAAGCAUUCGGCUGGCAGAUCCUAGAAUUCAGCUUAACAGAAGUCGGGGCACCGCCGUUGCAGGUGCUCGUAGACUUUUGUUCUUCUCUUCGCUUCUGGCUGCAGCUGGACAGACACCUCAACCUGGCGCUUGUGAACGUCCACCCUAAGAGUGGCUGUGGUGCCUUGUUGCUACUUGCAUGCGCUGCAAUGGCGUGCAGUAGCAGCACAGGAACAACCGGUUGGGGAACCCAGCACCAGCUGCUGAAGAUGCUUGGCAAUGCGUCAGUAGCUGCUCAAGAGUGCGCGUAUCCUGCUGACAACUUAAGGGUUGGAAGCUGCGGCAGCGCGAGCAGCAGCAACCCAAACAGCAACAACGGCAGCAGCUACCAGAGGGGUGGUGGGGUGCUGCACUGGAAAUCAGCAGAUCGGUGGCCUCCUUCUUGUCUGCGUUAUUUGUCAUACUUUGAAACUCUCCUUCGACAGCAUUCCGGACGUGCCACCCGAGACGAACCGGCCGCGCGUAGGCUACCUGCGUCGGGUGUGGAGGCUCGUGCAGUGCGCCUAAAAAAUUUGCUGAUUGAUCACUUCGCUGCGCCUGCUGCACUUAUUGCCGUCGAAGUGUAUGAACUGGCGACGUGUUGCUGCUGCUGCAGCGGUUGUUGCAAGAAAGAUGACACUGCUGGACCAUCUGGUGUUCUUAUGCGGCACCUAGCUAAGACACCAAAAACAGCAUCAGGCGCAUCCAGUAACCCCUUGCCGCUUGUCUAUCCACCACGGCAGCUCUGUAGUAGCAAUACCGGUAGCAGUGGCACUGAGUCAGAGGAGUUCGUUUCCCCACAACGGGCGCAUCCUCUUCCCAGUGCACGAACUCAGCAACAGCGUAGUGAGCAACAGCAGCAGGAGAACGAUGGAGGCGGACGGUCACAGCGAAAAGGCCUUGCUGGUUACUUGUUGAAGCAACGCACAACCGGGAGAUCGCAACAACAGCCAGAGGGACCCAAAAAUGAAGAGGCGCAGAGCCACCCCUACCUACGGGCUCUGCGGCAGCAGGCGAGGCUCCUGACUGACUGCAGUGUUUCUGCUGCAGCAGCGGCUGCAGUAAUCGAGGCCGCAUCCAGUCCUGACGAUGUUCCUCUGCUGCUUGACCCUGGAGGCCCCCUCGGCCACUUAGGAGCUUGCUGCGAUGCAUAUGUGUCUUUACCGGUGUCUGCUCCGUGCCUUAACAGCAGCAACGUUUGCAGCUGUCCUCCUGUUACUUCUACAAGCCAUAUUCCGUGGAAUAGGUCAUCAUCAGCAGCAGCGGCAGCAGCCGUCGCUGGCUCUAUGGAUGGCUGCCCGCUUGAGGGUAGCAGUCGAACAGAAGGGUCUUCUGUGGCAGACUGGCUGGGAUCUCCAAACGCAGGAGAGGCAGCAGAAUUUUCAAGUGAAGGGGAGGCGCCUUUGACCGCGGAGGAGUUGCUUGCAGCGGUGCAGCAUCGCCAACAGCAGCAGCAUCUGCAACAGAGGCGGCUGCAGCAACAGCAUCAGCGGGAGCUGCACUCGCACUUUGCUCUGCAAGCCUGCGCGCAUGACUACCAGCUGAUGGCUGCAGACGUGCUUCCUGAUGGAUCAGCAUCGGCAGUCUUCGACUUCGCACAUGCGCGAGAUGGGAGUGCCCGUCAACUCGUCCUGUCCGGUGACGUGCUGAUUGCCAUUCGGCAACUUGCCCCAAAACAUCACCUCCGAGGAGAGACACUGCAGGCUGAAACUGGAGAUCCUGAGGGGCAGCGGAAGAUGCACCCUCACGGCAGGCAUUAUCAGCAGCAGCACCAACAGCAACAAAUAUACGCGUUGUACGCUCUGCACACAGGUUUUCUGUCGCUGGAUCAAUCCGUGGUGGAACUAUCUGCACAAGAUUUGGAUUCUCCAGCCCCUUUACCACAACGUCUUCGGGUUUCUCUUAUUUUUGAGCACAUGGAGGACGCUCACAAAUGCGGAAGCACCUGCAACAGCCCGGUCAACAGCAGUAGUAGCUGCAGAGGCAGCAACAGUCUCAACAGCGCGUGCCGUGACAGUAACUGUUUUUCAGGAAGCACUUAUUGUCCACCACCAAGCCACUUUGGCGGAACAGCAAGCGCUUCCGAGCGUUCUCUGUGUGCUGCUGGUGUAGGGGACAUCCCGUCUGUUAAGAAUCUCCCAGGCAAUAUGUGCAGCGGCAACAGCAGCAGCAACGUAUUUAGCCCUUCUGGCAAGUCACCCCCAAGCAAAUCGAUCGUUAGUGGGAUUGUGUCCACUUUGUUGCGGUGGCAGCAGCCGCGGGAGAACGCUUUGAGUGGUUCUGACUCGCAAAAUCAGCAUCAGUUGUCUCAACAGCAGGAGUUCCGAGCAUCUCGCCGCUUCAGUACAUGCAGCAGCGUGAGUAUCACAGAGGGAGCACAGCUGGCUUCUUCUGAGGCAGCAGCAGCGGCUGGAGCAGCAUCCGCACCAGCCUCAGGAGAAACAGCAGUUACGUCUCAACGCCACCUUCACAUCACCAAGCGGCCCACAGCAAGUCGCAGAGAUUUCGUCGCCCGACACCGUCUCCAGCUGGAUCCCCGGCUGCUGCAGAUGCUGGUGGAGGCGUCUGGAUGCAGCAGUGACAGCUGUGCUGUUGCCCUGAAACUCUGCAGCAAUGAAUUCUCUAUGGCACUGAGCCUCCUGUCGUACUCCUUUGCAGCCGCUGGCUCGGGAGCGUCUGCUGCACUGCAUGCAACCCGCAUGUUGCAGCACGCUCUUCCCCCACCAUGGCUGCAACAACAAAACCUUCUUCACAGGCAGGUGUCACAAUAUUUGCAGUUGCGUCGCCAGGAGCAGAAACAGCGGAAGCAGGAGCUGCUCCGGAUUGAGUCUGCCUCGUCACUGACUAUCAGCGAGUCAGGACGUUCGCAAGAGCAGCAGAAAGAGCAGCAGCGGCCGCAGACGCCGUGCGCGGCAGCUGUAACAAAAGGAGGGGAGGACUUAGAGGGGAACUGUAGAACAGGAGCUUCAGUUGGCUCCACUGCUACUGCUGCUGCAUCAACAGUCGCGCAGCAGCAGUGGGUGAUGCAUCGCCAACAAUCAAUGCAGCAACAGCAGCAAGUUCCUGCUCCGAGGCCCAGCCGAAUCGCUCCCGUCCCGCUGCGGCCUGGCCAGAACCGACGGCUCAUAAGUGUCGCCUCCCCUACAGCAGCAUGUGUUGCUGUUGCUACAGCGCAACAGCAGAGCUUUAACAGGGCAAAGCCUUCAGUUUCGCGGAUUUUUCCGGGUGCGCCAGUGUGCAGCCGAAGCGUUGUGCCUCUUCUUGUAUCCUCAAGUUCAGAAGACCCUCCAAGCUCAACCCCGAUGGCUGCGGUGCUGGAUUUGGGACCAGCCGCUCAGGAAAACCCAAGGGAUUCUCAAAAGCAGCAUGUUGAAGAAGAGUGCGUGCAACAGCGGCAGAUAUAUGAAGAAAUGCCUACCGUCCACGACGAUCUACCUGUGCCGUCUACAGCUAAAAAUGUUGAGACAGCAUUGCCAUUAGCAACAGCAGCGGCAGUGCAAACUACAGCUGCUAGCUUGCACAUAGCUUCUGGUGUGAAGGCGGCUGGACCUCAGGGUGGUUGGGUUGAGGCAAAAGCUGACACUUUAGUUUUUCCCAGUGUCUUGCACUCACUGAAUCAUCCCAUUUCACCACCUGCUCCGGUGUUGGCUGCUGCUGCUGCUCCUGGUAUCAGUCCUUCUGUGGUUGAUGCUCCGCCGGAUACUUCUUUUGGUCCACCAGGAGCCCUUACCGCUGCUGGUGCCUCCCUACACAAAGAAGCCGAAGUAGCUGCUGUUGGUGCUCCUGGUGACUUGGUUGUGAUUGGAGCGUCAGCGGGGCUUAAUUGCGAGUCAGAAAGCGGUGUUUCUACUGCAACGCUUGCUGUCACGGCUCGUCCUAGUGCAGAUCAGAAUGUUGCGAAUCAUGAUUCAGGAACUCCUAUACCUUGCUCAAAAGUUGUUUCUACUUGCACAGUGCUGGUUGCUGGUUUCGCUCCAGAGCGGCAAUUAGGCGCUGCUUUUGCGGAGACGGGCGGUGCAUGCAGCGGAUCCACUGUGCAGCUCCAGUCCGGUAUCAAUGUGGCAAAUACGUCUUGUGAACAAUUGGAGUUGCUACAGCAGCAGCAGCACAACAGCUCUGAACCAGGACCAAUACAGGAAAAGCCGAAGACGGAGUCUCGUGAUGUAAAGGCUGCGGUGUCCGUGGAGCCAGUUGAAAGAGCAGCAGGGGCUGCGUUAGCAGGAGCUGCGGUAGGACAACCUACAGCAGUUGUACCGGCAGCAGCAGCAUCUGCUUUUUCAGGAACAAGACUACCAAGCGGUCAGGUACUUGCUUUGCGCCUUCCUGACGGGAGACUGCUACAUGUGUCUCUUCCCCCGGAUGCAGCCUUAGAUGCUGCAUGUGGAGCAGCCGGGGCCGUUUCGCCCGCCGCAGCCACAGGGCAUUUAACAGCUGAGGCAGCAACCACCGCAGCAACUAUCAUUGCAGUUACGGUUGCGCCGUCCCCAGCAGCCUCAAAGGGGUUGCUGAAGGCCAAGCCACCGGGACCUCCACCCAAAGGCAUUCGUCCCUCGCCAAAGUCUGCGCCUAAGGCGGAAAUGGGAACAGAAGCAGCGAGAUCAAGAGAGCCAGCUCAAGCAGCAGGAGCAGACAAAGCUGUGCCUCCUGCGCCAAAAGCCAAGGCACCGGGGAAGCCACCGGCAGGUCGGCCACCUCCUUCAACUCGGACAGGACCGGCUGGAGCACCAGCAUCAGCAAGUGCAGGGGCCGAUGCCCCAGGCCUCCCCACAUCAUCAAUUACGACGAAGGCUCCGGGGCCUCCACCAAAGGGUCCUCCAGCUGGCAGGAGGCCUCCGCCACCCAAGGCUGCAGCAGCAGCAAUGCAGAAGAAGGCAGCGGCAGAAGCGGCUCUACCUUUAGGUCGCAGGAUACAUUGGAAGGCUCUUCCGGGCGACAAAAUUCACGGCACUGUUUUCAGCGAGAUGCCGGCCUUAGGCCCAUUAGGACCCUCGGCCUUGGUCGACGGCGCAGCCCUUAGCCGCCUAUUCUCUCGCACACAGCCAGCAGCAGCAGCUGCAGCACCAACCAGAAGAGGCACAAAGAAGCCAGAAGUGCAGCAGAUAAAAAUCAUAUCGAGCAAGCGCGCCCAAAAUGUUGCAAUAGUUCUGGCGAGGCUAUCUCUCACAACCAAGGAAGCAGCAGCACGGCUGGAGAAGCUUGACAGCAGCGGCCUGUCUCUAGAGCUCCUGGACCGGCUCGAGCAGGUGUGCCCCCUGCCGGAAGAAAUGGAAGGCUUUCGGUCGUAUCUAGAGCAUGGGGACCAGCAGCAGAAGGGGCAACAGGAGUACAGUGAGAAGGUGCCAGAAGAUGAAGCAGCAGACACAGCAACUUCCUACCCAUUACGCGAUGUGGAAGCAGCAAUGCUUCCCCUGGUACGACUUGCCGCUGUCUCUUCAAGGAUUCGGAUUGUACGCUUUGAUAUAUUGGCGCCCAAGACUAUCAAAGAGUUGGAUGAUGCUCUUGAUCUCGUGGAUAGUGCUGCCGAACAGGGCCGAAACAGCCGCAAGUUUCGCGUGCUGCUGCAGGCAGUAUUGCAGUGGGGCAACUACGUGAAUCAUGGAGUGCGGCUAGCCGCUGCUGUUGACGGAGGGAAACAUAAGGGAGCAGCGGGGGAAAAUGACUUAGAAGCAGCAGCAGCGGCUUCUAUGGAGUGCCUACCCACCCGGGGUUUUGCGCUCACCUCGCUUCUGAAGCUAAUGGAGUUUCGCAGCACCGUCGAUACUCGCCUCAGCUCACUGCAUUACAUCCUUGUCAACCUGAUGGCGUCGCUGCCAGAUUUAAAGCUGGAAGAACUCCCUCAAGAGAUGCCGCUGGUAGAAGAGGCAGCGAGGCUGUCAGAUGAGGCGCUGGAUGCUGCAGCAGCUCUUCUUUACAGGGAAACACAAUUUUUAUUACAGCAAAUACAGCAGGCCAGGCCUCACGGGGUUCCCUGGGGGCCCUCAGAACUCGAAAGGCUCCGCCGUCUGCACGGUGAAGCUGCCCUUGGCUUGGAGCGCAUUCGGCAGCGAUAUGCAGCGAGCAAAGAAACGGUAACAGAGCUUGCCCGAUUUUAUGGGGAGGAGCCGCAGCGUCCAAGUGCAGCAGCAGCAGCAGCAGCUGCUGCUGUAACAGCGGCGACGGGGGGAGGCUGGGGGGGCAUCAUGCAGGCUGCUCCUUUUUCGACUUUGGCUGCCAUCCUGGUGACGUUUAAGCAAACACUUAAGGACAUUCAGCAGCAUCCCAAACGCUAUGCUGUACUACUUGCAACUAACAGCGGCAACAAUAGUAGCAGCAGCGGCGGCAGCAACAGCAGGAGCUUAAGGGAAACAGCCGCUACUGCGGCUGCUAGCUUAACAGCAAAUGAUUCAUCGGCUCUUGUUAAUGCUUGUGGAGAUGACGGAACGCGCAAAAUAGAAACUGCGGUCGCAGCUUCAGCAGCAAAAGCAGGAGGCAACUCUCCGCUGCAGGCUCCCUUGGCACGGAAAUGCAGCGGCCCUGCCACUGCGGCAUGCGGAACACCCAAAGCUGUACGAAAACAAGGCAUGUCGUGUUUCUCUUCUACUAUUCAGAGGGACCCGCAUUUCCCGAGAAGAAGCGCAAGCUGCUCCUCGCUAGAGACUUUCCAGCGCACAGGACAGAAGCAGCAGCAGCCAGAGCGGCAAGUACAGAAGCAGCAGAGAGACCAACUGGCAGUCCCAGGAGACCGUAGCGUCAUUCAGCAAGCCCACCAGCACGAAAUGCCUGUAAUAGUGCGGCUUCCAGACAGUGCUCCGCCAAAUGGAUGCCGAGAAGCUCUAGGCACAAGAGCAAACAGUUCUAACGGCAUUCAGGGAACGGACGUCAAACGUCGAGCGCUGACAGGGAGUUCAAAGCUGACCGAGAGGAGCAACCGGGCGUCGCUGCAUGUACUUUUGGAUGAGCCAUCUUUUCCUGCCCUGGACCUAGCAGCUUCUAUUAAUAAGGCCCUGUUUGUUCAAGAACUUCAUACGGAGGAAGAAGAGAGAGCUACAGAGCCAGCAGCAGCUGCUGCAGAUGCAGCAGUGAACGAGGAACCUGCUAAUUUGGUUAAGGACUCCCCGCAGGUGUCUAACGAACCACAGUCGCCUUCAUGUUCUCCGGGUAUUCGCUUACCUUUGGAGCAACCAAAGAAAGACUCCCAGAGCCAGCAGAUGGGGACGCAAUUCGUAGUAGGUGGGCGAUUUUUUCCUCCGCGUGUGGUGCCCAGGCAGUUGCAGCAGUCGCAGCGUCAACAGGAACAGCAGCCUCGUGAACAUUUGCCGGCAACCGCUCCACAUAUGCGUCGCCCAGUCCUGAGACCUCGGCUGCCGCCGCCUGCUGUGGUGCCGGGGAGGCACUCUGCACGUUUUCAAUGUGCAGCUUUGGGAAUAUUGAAGGGGACUGGAAAGGAGCAAGAACAGGGUAAAGAGGCGGAAGAACAACAGCAAAAGCACCAACCGCAGUAG